Gryllus bimaculatus (two-spotted cricket) is the source of this 1157-nucleotide messenger RNA. The record is from the annotation of a GenBank genome assembly. NCBI's taxonomy places the organism in Eukaryota, Metazoa, Arthropoda, Insecta, Orthoptera, Gryllidae.
AUUUAAUUUUGAAUAGAAAUUUUUGGCUAAGUUUUUAAAGUGCUCUUCUAGGAGCGAUGAUGCGAUCUUACAUUGAUGGUUCUGCCAUCUACCGUACAGAAUUUGUAGCAGAGAAAAUCAGUGGUAACACCGAUCGUGAGUAGUAUUAAAAUAUCAAAGAGCUUAGUGCUCUUUGUAAAGUACCAACUGUGUUGAGUCAGGAAUUGUGAAUAUUCUUUGAAUCAGAGAGUUUUCACAGCGAGUUGUUGAUUUGGAGAAUUCUGCGGAAUUCUGAUUUCUUCAUGGCUUCUGGAGCAAUUGAAUCUAUUAUUGAAGAGAAACCUGAACCAGAGAAGCCAGUGGACAGAGAAAAGACUUGUCCUCUCCUUCUGCGUGUGUUCUGCAACAAUGGUCGUCACCACAAUGUGAUGGAUUACUGCAGAGGCAAUGUACCUGCAAAUGAGUUGCAAAUAUAUACAUGGAUGGAUGCCACUCUUAGAGAAAUAACAAGCCUUGUGAAAGAGGUUAAUCCUGAAGCCCGACGCAAAGGAACAUAUUUUGAUUUCUCACUUGUGUUUCCGGAGGCCCGCAGUCCUGGAUACAGAAUGCGAGAAAUAGGUACAACCUGCUCUGGUCAAAAGGGAGCUGAUGAUAGCAAGACACUUGCUCAGGCAAGAUUCUCCAUUGGAGACUACAUGGACAUUUCUAUCAUUCCUCCCAAUCGAAUGCUUCCAAUGAUGAGGCGAGGAGGAAGACCUUACUGACGUUCUUAAGAAAGUAGUGCCAAUAUAGAGUGUAAAUUCUUGAGGUGCCAAGUUGAACAAUGAGUCAUAAACAAUAACACAAGUGAGUUGUUUUGUGUACUCGGUUUAUUUGUCUCUCAGUGUAAAGGACAAGGAAGAGUACAGACAACCGUGGUUUUCUACAGUUUCACUCUUUGUUAUACUUUUGCAGUAAAGAUUUGCAUAUUAAAUACAUGAAUUUGAAAUUUUCUUUUAUCUUUACAUGCCUCUAAAUGGUAUGGCUAUACUAAUGAAAUAGUCAAUGAAAAUGUGUAACUGUAUUGUAAGAUGUCACUUAACAUUGAAUGCUGUGAAUGCUAAAAAUGCAUUGUAUUUGUAUUUUGUCAAUAAAUACAUUACUUUUUAUUUAGUUUUAUGUGUUUUAAUUGAACCCUG